ACCACUCAAUGGGGAUGCGGUUGCUUUGGCCUUUUCUUCGUUUGGCUGAUGAUGAUUCCUCUUCCAUCACCAACCCCAUCUCUUUCUUCACUUUUUUAAUUCACAAAUCUCUAUUUUUAAAUCUCAUUAAUCCUACCUAAAUAUAAAUAUAUAAAGUCCCUUUUGCCAUUGAUAGCAACAAAAUCAUCAAUUAAUUUGCAAUAUAACACACACUUACUACUACAUAGUAGUUUGAGGAAUCUGGGAAGAAGCUCCAGUGGCAAAGACUCAACAUUUAAGAUGAGAGGUGGGAGUCUAUGGCAGCUAGGGCAAUCAAUAACCCGUCGUCUUGCUCAAUCUGACAAGAAGGUUGUGUCACGUCGCUACUUUGCCUCUGAAGCUGACCUGAAAAAGACUGCUCUUUACGACUUCCAUGUUGCCCAUGGAGGAAAGAUGGUUCCUUUUGCUGGUUGGAGUAUGCCAAUUCAGUACAAAGAUUCGAUUAUGGACUCAACGGUUAACUGCAGGGAAAAUGGGAGUUUGUUUGAUGUUGCACAUAUGUGUGGUUUGAGCCUUAAGGGUAAAGAUUGUGUUCCUUUUCUUGAGACACUUGUGGUUGCUGAUGUGGCUGGUUUGGCUCCUGGAACUGGGAGCUUAACUGUGUUCACAAACGAGAAAGGAGGUGCCAUUGAUGACUCGGUGAUUACCAAAGUGACAGAUGAACAUAUCUAUUUGGUGGUCAAUGCUGGCUGUAGGGAUAAGGAUUUGGCUCACAUUGAAGAACACAUGAAGGCUUUCAAAUCCAAAGGAGGUGAUGUCUCGUGGCAUAUCCACGACGAGAGAUCUCUUCUUGCCCUUCAGGGUCCUUUGGCUGCUCCAGUGCUUCAACACCUGACUAAAGAAGACUUGAGCAAGCUUUACUUUGGCAAUUUCCAGAUUCUGGACAUUAAUGGUUCCACAUGUUUCCUUACCAGGACUGGGUAUACCGGGGAAGAUGGGUUUGAGAUUUCGGUUCCAGAUGAGCAUGCUGUGGAUCUAGCAAAAGCAAUCUUGGAGAAGUCCGAGGGUAAGGUAAGGCUUACGGGUCUAGGAGCAAGAGACAGUCUCAGGUUAGAAGCAGGACUUUGUCUAUAUGGAAACGACAUGGAGCAACACAUUUCUCCUGUUGAAGCUGGGCUCACAUGGGCCAUAGGGAAGCGUAGAAGAGCCGAAGGUGGAUUUCUUGGCGCGGAUGUGAUUCUCCAGCAGCUUAAAGAUGGACCUACAAUCAGAAGGGUCGGUUUCUUCUCCUCAGGACCACCCGCAAGGUCGCAUAGCGAGGUUCAUGAUGAGAGUGGGAACAAGAUUGGAGAGAUCACAAGUGGAGGGUUUAGCCCGAACCUGAAGAAGAACAUAGCCAUGGGAUAUGUGAAGUCAGGUCAGCACAAGACUGGGACUAAAGUCAAGAUCUUGGUCCGUGGGAAACCAUAUGAAGGCAGCAUCACGAAGAUGCCAUUCGUGGCCACCAAAUACUACAAACCAACAUGAAAUGUGUGUCUCCUUCGUCCAUGACUUUGUCUCUUGCUUCUGUUAAAUGACUUGUGUUUUUCUUCUGUUCUGUUUUGGCCUGAAAAAUGUACGAUAUUUUGCCAAGAGGGCAUUGCUUAUUUCAUUUUUAUUGAAAUAAAUUUAACACAUGUAAUAGUAUCAGAGCCCAUGGUUUUAAUGUGUCUCGAUUGUGGAUCACCCGUGGAUGUCCAGUCCUGAACGUGAAGGAUGUGUGUUAGAAAUUAGAAUAUGUCUCUCAUAUGUAUAUAUAAGUAUGUGAACAAGAACAAGAGGAAGAGGAAGUGGAAGAAGAAUGAUAAGAAGACGAAGGCCCUUGACGUUGUUCAUAAGUUGUAAUAAUGCAGAAUUGGAUUAACUUUCGUCUUCCUCUUAUUCUUCUUCCUUGUAAAAGUUUCAACAACAUAAGAUAGAAUUAUCAUACUUCAUAGUUCACUUCAUACAUACGCAAAACGUUGUCGUUUUUAUUGAGGAGAGAUGUCAAC
Molecule: messenger RNA, 2009 nt
Organism: Arabidopsis thaliana (thale cress)
Lineage: Eukaryota; Viridiplantae; Streptophyta; Magnoliopsida; Brassicales; Brassicaceae
Product: Glycine cleavage T-protein family
Exons: 4
Coding region: 280-1506 (408 amino acids)
Biological process (GO): glycine catabolic process
Cellular component (GO): glycine cleavage complex; mitochondrion
Molecular function (GO): aminomethyltransferase activity
Source: RefSeq, marked reviewed